AUGGCGAAUAAAAAGAUUACUCCAGACACCUUUGUAGGAGAAAAGAGAGGCAUGGGAGACCAGAGCCCAGGCAGCUUGGUGGGGCCUGUUACCCUGGCUUUUAUAGUGGUGGUAACGCUCACCUGUGACUCCUGGGGCCAAGAAGGUGGGGGUGGAAAGCGGUCAGUGAAAGGCUACUUGGCCCUGUGGACUGUGGCUGGAGGACCCCCUACCUAUGAAGCCACAGAGCAGGAUCCUCUGAGCUCUGAGGAAAUGGAGGAUUACUGCAGGGGCUCUUUGCUCUCCCAUCUCCCCUCCCUGCUCUUCCUCUUCCAGCUGCCUGCUGGGGGCUCUGCAGAGGAGUUUAUUGUGAUUGGCCCCUCGGAACCCAUUGUGGCAGUGCUGGGUGGGGACACCAUGCUGCCUUGUCAUGUGUCCCCUGUGAUGGAUGUGGAGAAUAUGGAGCUGCGGUGGUUCCGCUCCAAGUUCUCAGAAGCAGUGUUCAUCUAUCAAAACCAGCAGGAGCAGACAGAAGAGCAGUUGGCUCAGUACAGAGGGCGAACCUCACUGGUGAAGGAUUUCCUCACCCAGGGGGAGGCUGCAGUGAGCAUCCACAAUGUCCAGGCUUUUGACAACGGGCUGUAUACCUGCUUCUUCAGAAAGGGAAUCUUCUAUGAAGAGGCCAGUUUGGAACUGAAGGUGGCAGGUGUGGGCUCUGCCCCUCAAGUGCACAUCACAGGGCCAGAGGAGGACGGGGUCCGAGUUGUGUGCAUGGCCUCGGGGUGGUUCCCAAAGCCCCAAGUGCAGUGGAGAGCUCUAAGCGGAGAGAAGUUCCUGACGUUCUCUGAGACCCAAGCCCAAGAUGCUGAAGGGCUGUUCACCAUAAAGGCAACUCUUGUGGUGAAGGACAGUUCUUCUGGGAAUGUGACCUGCUCAGUCCUCAACCCCAUAUUGGGCCAGGAGAAGGCAAUGGCCAUUUUCAUCCCAGAACCCUUCUUCCCUCAGACUUCUCCUUGGAAGCUGGCUUUCAUGGUGAUCCUGACUGUGCUGAUGCUCCUACUCCUUGGGGCUGUCUUCUACAUCAUGAGAGAACAUACUGCAAAGCUCCAGCAGAGGCAGGAAUGGGAGAAACUGCACAGAGAAAAGGAGGAGGACCGGCAGAUAAAGGAGGAGGCACUGAAGGCCAGAGAUGAACUCCAGGAAGAACUUGACUGGAGGAAAUCUGUUUACCUGGCUGCCUUGAAGAAGGCAAAACUGUAUGCAGAUUGGCGGAAGGAGAAGUUCCAGGCCUUGACUGUUAAACUGGAUCCAGAGUCUGCCGAUAAAAGCCUUGCUGUCUCUGAUGACAAGACUAGUGUGACCUUCAAGCACUCAUCCAGUGGCUCAGAAGAUGGAGUCUAUAGUGUCUUGGGUCAUGAAGGCAUCACAUCAGGGUGCUGUUACUGGGAGGUGGAGAUCAGGCAUACAGUUAAAAGUGAGUGGGCGCUGGGGGUCUGUAGGAGAGAUGUGGAGAGGAAAGGCUGGUACCAGGAAUCCCCAGAAAAGGGGUUCUGGAUUGUGGGGAUGUAUGAAAAUAAAUUCUGUUCCCUCCCUGCUAAUGGAGAACACGUGCCAAUUCCCCAGAAGGUAGGGGUUUUCCUGGACCUAAAGGAAGGGGAUGUGUCAUUCUACAACAUGACUGAUGGUUCUCACCUUUUCUCCUUCUCUCUUGCUUCCUCCUCUGGGACUCUGUUUCCAUACUUCAGGUUGAGGUCAGGAGAUGUGUCCCUGACCAUCUGCUCUAGGGUGGGUGGGCCUGUGCAGACCCCUUUACCUAUUAACAACCCUCUUUGUUCUUCAGAGGAGCCGGUGAGCCUCUCAGGGCUGGGGCUCAGUUCAGGCUGUGGUGUUGAUGGUGAUCACCCAGGGGCUGAAUCUCCAUUACUCCCCUGUGGUCCUGAAGCUAUGUCCCCAUAAUGCUCUAACCCUGUCCCAGAUUCCUCAUGGUGGCUCCUCCUGGAGCUGCGGAUUCCCAGGGGUA
Messenger RNA from Lontra canadensis (Northern American river otter), 1999 nucleotides. RefSeq names its product butyrophilin-like protein 1. Gene Ontology annotation, biological process: regulation of cytokine production; T cell receptor signaling pathway. The transcript is spliced from 11 exons. NCBI's taxonomy places the organism in Eukaryota, Metazoa, Chordata, Mammalia, Carnivora, Mustelidae. Bases 1 to 1935 code for a protein of 644 amino acids. Gene Ontology annotation, cellular component: external side of plasma membrane. Gene Ontology annotation, molecular function: signaling receptor binding. The record is from RefSeq and is a predicted model, not a curated record.